UAAAAACAAACAUAAAUCUAAAUCCAGCAAAUUUCCAACUGAAAAACAGAUUCGGCGCCAUGAAAAUCUAGAAGUCUGUUACUUUGCUAUAAAACAAGAAGCUCAAUUUGAUAACAAUACUGAACUUCACAAACAAAGAUGAUGGAGACUCGUGCCUCAAAGAAGAGAUCUAACACCAAACAAAACCUACAACUCGUUGUUCCCAAACGCCAGAGGGUAGUUUUCUCUAAACUCCCCGAUCUCAAUCUUCGUGUUUAUCAAACUAGACAAAAACUCCAAUCUCAGAUAAACCCUAACCUUAAAAAAUCAACAACAACAACAACAAAAACCCUUCCUUUCCUUAAUAAUUCCAAUUUGGAUAAACCUGUUUAUAACAAAACUAAUGCUGAAUGUGAUCACCAACAGAUCAUUGAACCUUAUGUAUCCGACAUUGAUGAUUAUCAUCGAACAUUCGAGAAAAAGGGAAGACCAACGGUUGGCUACAUUGAGAAUGUUCAGAGUGAGGUUACUAUAAACAUGAGGGGAACAUUGGUGGAUUGGUUAAUGAAGGUUGCAGACAAGUUCAAGCUUCUUCCUGAAACCCUCCAUCUAUGCAUCUCCUACAUUGACAGAUUCUUAUCCCUGAAAUCCGUUACCGAAACAAAUCUUCGGCUGCUUGGUGUUUCGUCUAUGCUCAUUGCAUCUAAGUACGAAGAAAUCGCAUCGCCAAAGGCAGUGGCUUUCUGCAAAAUUGCUGAUAACACUUAUGAACUUUCGGAGGUUUUAAAGAUGGAAGCUGAGAUACUCAAGUCACUGAAUUAUGAAAUGGGAAAUCCUAAUGUUACCACAUUUCUAAAGAGGUUUGUUGGGCUUGCUUAUGGGAAUCAAAAGAAUUCGAAUUUGCAGUUUGAAUAUCUGUGCGACUAUCUUGCUGAUCUAAGCUUGUUGGAGUAUGAGUCUAUAAGAUUCUUGCCUUCGGUUGUGGCUGCAUCGGUUAUAUUUCUCGCUAGAUUUAUAAUCCAACCAGAAGUACAUUGUUGGACGCCAUCUCUGUGUGAAUGCUUGGGUUACAAGUCAUCUGAGUUGAAGGAAUGUGUUGUUAUUUUACAUGACUUGUAUUUCUCUAGAAGGGCAGCAUCCUUGAAAAUUCUUCGCAACAAAUACAAUCGGAAAAAGUUCAAAUCUGUGGCCAAUUUGCCUUCUCCGCUAGAGGUGCCAACUCAUUACUUCGAAGAAGCAUGAUAACGUGUGAAUUUAAAGGACUUUUUGAGGCUUCACAAUAAAUUUUGAGGGCUGAAACUAUUUGGAGAUGGCUACUUUAUGAUAGUUCAAGUUGUCACUUGUUAAUACAACCUACCAUUGAUAAACUAAUUCAUAUGUUUUUGUUACUUACAGAAUAGGACAUACUACAUUAGUUAGUGAAACUUUUAGUGUUUAACUAUUUAGGAUUUGUUUGUUGAAAGUAUAAUUACAUCAAAUGUAAACAA
Molecule: messenger RNA, 1466 nt
Organism: Lathyrus oleraceus (garden pea)
Lineage: Eukaryota; Viridiplantae; Streptophyta; Magnoliopsida; Fabales; Fabaceae
Product: putative cyclin-A3-1
Exons: 8
Coding region: 139-1221 (360 amino acids)
Biological process (GO): mitotic cell cycle phase transition
Molecular function (GO): cyclin-dependent protein serine/threonine kinase regulator activity
Source: RefSeq, a predicted model, not a curated record